Molecule: messenger RNA, 600 nt
Organism: Cordyceps militaris CM01
Lineage: Eukaryota; Fungi; Ascomycota; Sordariomycetes; Hypocreales; Cordycipitaceae
Product: RNA exonuclease Rex2, putative
Exons: 2
Coding region: 1-600 (199 amino acids)
Cellular component (GO): mitochondrion
Molecular function (GO): nucleic acid binding; 3'-5'-RNA exonuclease activity
Source: RefSeq, a predicted model, not a curated record
AUGUCCGCCAAAUCAGCUCCGUCCAAGGGCAAUCCCCGCGGCGGUGUUACCGACGAUCCUCUGGUAUGGAUAGAUUGCGAGAUGACCGGCUUAAACCCGGAUACGGAGGAAAUCAUUGAAAUAUACUGCAUCCUGACAACCGGCAACAUGGAGGUCAUCGACGAAGAGGGUUUCCAUGCCGUUAUCCACUGUCCAGAGGCGCGGAUGGACCAGAUGGACGAGUGGUGCACCAAAACGCAUGCUGGCUCGGGUCUGACAGCGGCGGUACUCGCAUCUCAGUUAACUCCAGAGGCUGCCGCAGACGGUCUCUAUGAAUACAUUACCAAAUUUAUCCCGGAACGAAAAAAGGCUCUCUUGGCCGGCAACAGUGUCUAUGCCGACCGGGGGUUUCUGCGCAAAGAGCCGUACACAAAGGUCAUGAAACACUUGCACCAUCGCAUUCUCGAUGUAAGUGCAAUCAAGGAAGCCGCCAGGCGAUGGUGCAGCCAAGAUAUUCUGGCCAAUGUGCCCACCAAAAAGGCCAAGCACAAGGCGAGAGACGACAUUUUGGAGAGCAUUGAGGAGGCCAAGUACUAUCGCGAUGCAAUUUUCAAGCGAUAG